Messenger RNA from Sphenostylis stenocarpa, 483 nucleotides. NCBI's taxonomy places the organism in Eukaryota, Viridiplantae, Streptophyta, Magnoliopsida, Fabales, Fabaceae. The record is from the annotation of a GenBank genome assembly.
AUGGCUGCUUCUUCCAGGAGACAUUGUUUCUCCGAAGAGCACGAUGCUUGGACUUAUUCCAUGGAGCCUGGCUAUUCUGGCCACAACCAUUUCCAUCACCCCCACCAUGGCUUUGUGUCUAGAACAUUGGGUUACGGCACUUUCUACAACCGAGGUUUCAGAAGCCCCUCGAUUCUUUCUUCAAGAUCUGGGAGAUUUUAUGAUGCCAGAUUAGAAGAUCACCAACCCCACUUUCUUGAAGCUUGUUUUCUUUGCAAGAAGCCACUCGGGGAUAAUCGAGAUAUCUUCAUGUACAGAGGGGACACGCCUUUUUGUAGCGAAGAGUGUAGACAAGAGCAAAUAGAGAGAGACGAAGCGAAGGAGAAGAAUAAGAACCUCUCUUCUUCUAUGAAGGCUUUGAGAAAAAAGGAGCAAAGAAAAUCUGUCUCCCCAAACAAGGCCCAAGAUUACUCCUUUCGUGCAGGGACGGUUGCUGCCGCUUAG